Messenger RNA from Ciona intestinalis (vase tunicate), 957 nucleotides. NCBI's taxonomy places the organism in Eukaryota, Metazoa, Chordata, Ascidiacea, Phlebobranchia, Cionidae. The record is from RefSeq.
AUUAGGUUUCGUUUUGCAGCGCUUAUUCGUUUUGUAAUAUGCCGUUCGGUGCUGCACCUGUAUGUAAGCAUUGCAGUGCGGAAGAAACACCAAUAUGGCGACGAGAAGGCAAUGAAUUCAUUUGCCAAACCUGCUUUGUAAAACAAGGAAUAAAUAAACGCGAAAAGACCGGGGAAACAAGCAACGGCAAUGGAAGCAAAAAAAGCAAUGGUAAAGGCAAGAACUCUCGGUCAAAAAUAGCUAGAAACAAAACUGUAUCCAAAGGAAAAGGGCGUAGGUCAAUUUUUAAGAACAAGUUUUUUUCCAAGCGACUUACACCCACACUUUCUGGUACAAGUGUGGUAACAGAUAGUGUGUUUUAUAAAGGACAAUAUUACCAAACAGGAGACAUUGUAUCUGUUAUAGAUGAAGACGACUGCCUUCCAUAUUAUGCCCAGUGCAAUGGUUUUCUAACGGACGAAUACUCUGAAAAAUACACUUCAUUUACUUGGCUUAUACCCUCCAAAAAACUGGACCAAGACAGAAGUUUUGACCCGAAAAACUUUUACUUUGGCCCUAGUGAUGAUACAUUGCAUUUAAUGGACGCAGUAGAGUUUGUAUGUCACGCACCUACUGAUUAUUUCAAGCCCUCCAAAAGUAUUUUUAACACUUAUCCGUCUAGGGUUGAUAAGAAUUAUAUUAGUGUCGAUUUUGCUCUUUCUGAUACUGAAACUGCCUAAGCUUAACAUUCCUUUUAUAAAUACACAUGCUUUGUGUUAACAGUAAUUGUUGCAGUGCAGUCAUUGCAGAGCACCAUUUAAUCUACUUGUCUUUUUCUGUCAAAAUAUUGUUAUCUUUUAAAAAAUAUCACAAUUUCAAAAAGCUUUACAAAUUUUGUAUAUUUUGCGUUGUAGCAAAUUGUGUUGUAAAUUUGACUACUUUGAUAGAUAAAUUCAUUAAAUCAGCAUCACUUUUCAG